This is a messenger RNA of Rattus norvegicus (Norway rat), 5746 nucleotides long. Lineage: Eukaryota; Metazoa; Chordata; Mammalia; Rodentia; Muridae. The record is from RefSeq and is a predicted model, not a curated record.
GCUCAGGAAGGGAUUCCGAGUUAAAAGACAGGGUUGGGGCCGGAAACUGGCGACGUAGGUGGGGUUUAAGGCUCGUUGCGCCUGCGCACAGAGCGACCGGCGGGAUUCGUAGUUACUUUUGAACCGGGUGGCGGGGAAUAGCUAGAGGAGCCAUUAGGGCGCCAUCUACGGAGGGGUUGACAGUGUUCUCCGUUCGAUCUAGUGAUGGCACAGCAGCUCGCCCGGGACCAAGGCAUCACCCUGCGUGGGAGCGCAGAAAUCGUCGCCGAGUUUUUUUCAUUUGGCAUCAACAGCAUUUUGUAUCAGCGUGGCAUUUAUCCGUCGGAAACCUUUACUCGAGUGCAGAAAUAUGGACUCACCUUGCUUGUAACUACUGACCCCGAGCUCAUAAAGUAUCUCAAUAAUGUGGUAGAGCAGCUAAAAGAGUGGUUGUACAAGUGCUCCGUUCAGAAACUGGUAGUGGUCAUCUCGAAUAUUGAAAGUGGCGAGGUCCUUGAAAGAUGGCAGUUUGAUAUUGAGUGUGACAAAACGGCCAAAGAAGAAGGUGUUCGUAGAGAAAAGUCCCAGAAAGCCAUACAGGAUGAAAUCCGUUCAGUGAUCAGACAGAUCACAGCCACUGUGACAUUUCUACCACUGUUGGAGGUUUCUUGUUCAUUUGAUCUGCUGAUUUAUACUGACAAAGAUUUGGUGGUACCUGAAAAGUGGGAAGAAUCGGGACCCCAGUUUAUUACCAAUUCUGAAGAAGUCCGUCUACGCUCAUUCACUACCACAAUCCACAAAGUGAACAGUAUGGUGGCCUACAAAACACCUGUCAGUGACUGAAGAGACGGUGAGGAAAAGAAUGGAAUUGUCAUUUCUCAAAUGUGUUUUUCCAGAAACUAAGUCAAAUGUAGUUGAUACAUUUUCUUGUCUUGUUCAAUUUUCAGAUGAAGAAAACCAAGAUCUGAUGUUGUUCAAUGUGUCUUAUUGCUCCAUUUCUUGGGUUCCUCCUGGACUUGCCAGAGUCCAGUAGAUUUUGUUAGCAUUGUGGAGUGAAUUCCUUUAAUAAUGGUCAUUGUAGAGAGAAAAACUUAUGUUAAAAUGCUAAAUUUCCCUAAUGAUUUAGCUUGACCAGGAUAUAAAGAAGCAUCUAAAUAUAAAUACAGCAGAAGGUAUCAAAGCUUUUUUAGUUCUAAGAGUCAGUCAUGAAUGCUGCCUAUCUGGAUCCAUGGAGAGAGGCAGAGAAGACAGCUUCACUAUUGAAAGUUCUAUACUUUCAUUCCCAAUUUAGGUUCAUUUGAUCUGCUGGUUUAUACUGACAAAGUUUGGUUGUACUUGAAAAGUGGGAAGAGUCGGGACUCCAGUUUAUUACCAAUUCUGAAGAAGUCUGUCUACGCUCAUUUACGACCACCAUCCACAAAGUGAGUAGUAUGGUGGCCUACAAAACCCAUCAAUGACUGAAGAAACGGUGCACAAAUCAUCCCUCACCACAUAAUACCUUCUGCUGUGUUUAUAUUUAGAUGCUUCUUUAUAUCUUGGUUAAGAUUCUUCUAAGCUAAAUCAUUAGGCGAAGUAUUUAACUUUUUAACAGAAGUUUUUCCAUCUACAAUGACCAUUUUUAAAGGAAUUCAUUCCACAAUGAAUCUGUUAGUUCCCCUUAAUAAUGGACAGCACUCUUGUUGACUCUAUGGUAAGUCCAGAAGGAACCCAAGAAAUACAACAAUAAGACACAUUUCUGUCUAUAUAGACCCUGUGUUAAAAUAAAUGGUAAUUAUUUGAUUUUGGUGUAUAUAUCUUGAACUCACAAAGCAGUUGAUACUGUUUAAUUUCUGUAAUAAAGAACUCUUAUUUUAAUGUUUUAUAAAAAUCAAGCUUUAAAUGACAGUAAUACAAAAAAUUAACCCUUUGUGUUUAAAAUUUGUGUUACAAUAUCUUUGAUAUUUAAUUUGGUGUUAAUACAGUCAAAUACUUCAAUGGAUUGAGUGCAUGGAUUGUGUUCCUUUUGAUUAUGUGAUGGGGGGUGGUUUGUGCACUGUAAACUCGGGUGCUGAUUGCUGUGCCCAGAGAACUGGUUGCAAUCUGAAUGUCAGCAGUUGCAGUCUUGAUGCUGCCAUUGUCGUGAUAGUAGACGAGGCCAGCUCAGUUAUAGCGCAAGAAGCUUGUAAUAAAGAUACCAUGUCUCUGUAUCAUUUAUUUGGGAACAAACGUGGUGUAGAAAAGCCUCCAAAAUUACUUUUACGUUUGGCAGCACUUUAUUAACCAGUCAGAAGUGAUACACCAUGACACUGCCGACUUCCAGACUGCAACCAGAUCUGAGCACAGCAAUCAGCAUCUGAAUACAGAGUCACAAAACCAUCCCUAACAACUGUGUACUACCUUCUUCACAACAGUGCAGCUAAUGUGAAAAGGCAAAUGUCCUUUGAAAUUCAGAUAAUAUCGUGUUACCCUCAUGUUUCUUAUGAUUUUGAGCACCAAGCAGUCCUUUGCUUCAUUGCUAUUCUUAAUAGAUAUAUUGGUUCUAAUUUUCCAACACUUAAUUUUUUUCCAGAAAAAUGACAGCUUUGUUUAUAAUAAUUUUGAGGUUCUAUAAUAUCUGUAAAUCACAGUCUUAUAAGUUGAUCAUAUACCUGAAAACAUUUCAUACCUCUUAGAGAUUUUAUACUAUUUAAAUACAUAUUUUAAAGUCAAGGAGUCAGGCUGAGUUUUUUUGGAAGUUGGAAAUAUUUGGCCUUUAAUUCUGAGAAUUGUCUUGGGAGAAAGGUAUUUUAUCUAACAGCCAAAAGAUUUGCGACCAGCACCUAAUUCAUGGGAAGUCAAGAUGCUGUUAUGACCUGGUGGGUCUCUGGGUCAGACCUGAACUCUUACUCACCCAUUUACUAUAGAGGAUACCUGUUUCUGUUUAGUCCACUGAGGCCUGAAAUGUAGCCCAGAAGGUGAACCCACUUGUGGUGUUCAGGGUCCUCAACCCGAGAAAUCCAAUCUAACAGUGAUUUCCACUGUUAGAAAUCCAUUCCAAUAGAAAAACAGGGCAUUGGGGGUGGGGGGGGUGUUACCAUCCCAGUCAAAAAUUCUGACCCAGAAUUGUUCCUGACUAAAAGAACUGCAGGGACAAAAAUGGAAAAGAGACUGAGGUAAGGAGGGAGGUGUAGUCACCAGCCCAAAUUGGGAUCCAUGUCAAGGGUGAGGUUCCAAGGCCUGACACUAUUACUGAUACUAUGGUGUGCUUACAGAGAAGAGCCUAGCAUGGCUGCCCUUCAAGAGGCCCAACAAGCAGCUGACUGAGACAGAAGCAGAUACUUAGACCCAACCAAGGGACAGAAGCCAGGGACCCCAAAGUUGAAUUAGGAAAAGGCUGGAAGAAGUGGAGGAGGGGUACCCCAUAGGAAGACCAGCAGUCUCAACUAACCUGGACCCCCAAGAUCUCACAGAAACUAAGUCACCAACCAGGCAGCAUACACUAGCUAUUAAUGAGGCCCCCAACACGUACAGCAGAGGACUGCCUUGUCUGGCCUCAGUGAGAGAAAUUGCACCUAACCCUCAAGAGACUCAAGGCCCUCGGGGGUGGAGAGGCCUGGUGGGAUUGCGUUGGAUAAGGAACUGGGAGGGAGAUAAGGACUGGACUGCAAAAAGAUAAUUUUUAAACAGAAAAGACUAUGGCAGACCUGAGCUUACAUAAGCUAGAAGAUCUAAACUGUGCAUUAGGCCCUUGUAAUGCCUAUUCCUGGUUGUCAAGGUGACUAUUUCUGGAAUGAACUAUAAUCCAGAAUUGAAGGGCAGACCUGUGAUCCAGAUCUUGAAGCAUAGUGGCCAUGAAAAGCUUAGUCCCGGGCAAGAUAGUGCAAGCUUUUAAUCCCUGGAGACUGAGGUAAGGAGAUCUCUUGAGUUCAAGUCAUCCUGGGACCAGGCAAGUCCCAGAUCCAGUAUACACCUUUAAUCUGGACCACACCUGCUGGAGGCCUACAUGAUUCACUCUUUGACUGCUUCCACUUGUCAGCACAUCUGUCCUACUUCUAUACACAAGACCAGCUUAAACAGCCAGACUUGUACAACUGAGCAACUACUAGGUUCUUGGACUUCCCAUCCACAGCUGCCCAUUGUUGGGUUAGUUGGACUUCAGACUAAGUCAUUACAAUAAAUUCCCUUAAUAUAAAGUUCCAUAAUAAUAAAAAAUUCCAUAAAUUCUGUGACUCUAGAAACCCUGACCAAUACCUUCUUCACUGUUUUUUGGUUUGUUUGGGGUUUUUUUUUGUUUUUGUUUUUGUUUUUUGUUUUUGUUUUUUUUUUUUUUUUUUUUUUGUUUUUUUUAGUUUUUUCAAGCAUUUUUCCAAAAUGUUACCUUGUUCACUUAAUACUCUCCUGGCCAAGACCUGAGAUACUGAUUCUGUUUUCCAGCUUUUGUCAGCAGAGGGCAGCCAAAACUUGUCAGGAGUUUAGUCAACCUCCACCUUUUUGUGCAGAUCAUAAAAUUAAGUUACUGGAAAAUUGAGGGCUCUGAAGUCCCAGAAGCAGCAGGGAAGUGUCCCAGAGUACAGUGAACUGGCACUGAGGCCAGACAGAGCAUUGAGUAGAAACGAUUAGAAGACCCCCAGCACCUGCAGUUUUCACAGCCAAGUCCCUCCUGUGGGAAGCCUAAGGUUUGGGAUCCUUAAAGAAGCAGGAGUCCAUCAAUCAACGGAGCUGCUGUGAACGCAGGCCUGGAGUUGAGAACAUGCUGCCAUCAGUGGUCCAAAGGUUCACAACCGGGGGAGGGGGGGUGUGAACACCAAGAAUAAGCAAACUUGCUUCAGGUGUAGAUAUUUUUCUAUUAUUCCAGAAGAUAAUACAGAACUAGACAUUGGACUAGAGCUCGUUAUAUAUAGCACAGGCUGAGGAUUUGUAGUAUCUCUCCCAAUUCCCUUCCAAGGCUGGGAUUGCAGGCAUUAAACUACCACACAUUAGUGCUUCCUGCUUUCUGACACAGUCCGUUUAAACUGAUAACUGCUGUGCUGCUGUCUCCACCACCCUUCCCCACAUACUUCAUCCUGUAAAACUAUUCCUAGGACUGUUAGUUCCUGAUGCUCCUACCAGAAUCAGGUAGCUGACUUCCUCUCUCAAUGAAAUCAUUAGUCAUCUCUUGUCUUUAUUAUCCUGAUGUCCUCAGGGUUACCCAUACAGUAUAUUUAAGAAUUCCCUUUUGAAUGAGCAAUAUUGUCCUAUGUGGGUUUAAACCAUACUUUAUCUGUUUAUCCAUCUGUGCAUGUUUGGGAUGUUUUCAUGUUUCAGCUAGUGUGAAUAUUGCAGUUGUGACUGGAUAUACAUGUAUUUAAGUCCAUGCUUUUAAUCAUUUAGGGGAUAUACCCAAAUACACUGCAGGAGUGUAUAAAAGUUCUGUUUCUCAAAUUUUUGAGGAGCCAACAUACUGUUUUCUGCAAUGGCUGUCGAGGACAGUCAUGUCUCACAACAUAGCCAAUUUAUAAGUAAAUUCUAGUUUGUUUCUGUCUGUUCAAUACAUUACUGCCAGUUAAAGAUUUUAAAGCCUCUUGCUGAUAUUGUACUGUCUUUGAAGCCCUUCCAGUUUUUAAUUGUUGUAGCACAUGUCCUAAUGUAAAUGUUUGUGGUGGUUAUGUCUCCUUUCUGUACUGACCCUGUAAAAUAUAUAAUACCAUUUGUGUUCUGUCUUUCUGAUUGAAAGUCUUUUGCCUUGGGUUGAUCCACCCAUCUUUUCUCUCUUCUGGUUGUACUAUACCUGAAAUAAGUGUUUUCAUUAAAAAGUCUGGCUGGUGUGGUA